AUGAGAAACGUGAAAGAAGCCUCACAUAACAUCAAGGUACUCCCUUACAUGGCUUCAACUAGCAAGUCAAAAAGCAUUGCAGAGGAUGAAGAAGAGGAGGAGCUUGCGCGAUUUGAUGAUUUUACUCUUGCCUCUUCGUGGGAAAGGUUCAUUUCUGAUAUCGAGGUGGUUUGUCGACAGUGGUUGGCUGAUGGUCCCCAGAACUUACUCGUAAAGGGUGCUGUUCCAAUGGAUCUUUCAAAUGGUUUGUACAAGGUCAAAUCCGAGUUCAAAUAUGCUAUGAAAAGCUACUGCAUGGAGUACUAUUUCCAAACAACUAAUGAUGGAAAAGUAGCUGAUUGGAAUCAGACAUUGCAUGAUCUGCAGCUCUCUUUUGGGGUGAAAGAGUUUGUGGUGAUUGCUCCACAAAGUGCAAGUGGAGUGGUUCUUGAUUCACCAGAGGCCAGCAAGCUUUUGAGUGCCGUUGCCAUUGCUUUGUCUAACUGUACCAGUUUGUGGCCAGCUUUUGUCCCUGUUCACGAUCCUUCUCGUAAAGCUUAUAUAGGUAUCCAGAAUAUGGGAACAGUUUUCACUAGAAGAUUUGAAGCCGACCGAAUCGGUAGCCAGGUCCCGAUAAAGCUUAUGCAUUUGGAAGGAUUAUAUGAGCUGUUUGUUUCUAAAUUUGCCUAUACCAAAAUGGAUUUGUCAAUGCAACAAUUCAAAAUCCAUUUUAAGAUGAGGUUAACAUACAGAACCCCUACGUAUGACGAUGACGAAGAAGUACAUGAAGCUGAUGCUGGUGUCAGGGAAUCUGGCGGGAAUGCUGAAAGUGAAGCUCGCAAUAAAACUCAAUGGGAUGAUGAUUGUCCUUGGAGUGAGUGGUACACUACAGAUGACCCAGUCAAAGGUAACCGUGCUGCUGCUGUCACUAGUAGCUAUUUUGUUGUGCACUGUGGUGCUUAUUGUCUUUAG
This is a messenger RNA of Fraxinus pennsylvanica, 951 nucleotides long. The record is from the annotation of a GenBank genome assembly. NCBI's taxonomy places the organism in Eukaryota, Viridiplantae, Streptophyta, Magnoliopsida, Lamiales, Oleaceae.